Molecule: messenger RNA, 1575 nt
Organism: Lodderomyces jiufengensis
Lineage: Eukaryota; Fungi; Ascomycota; Pichiomycetes; Serinales; Debaryomycetaceae
Product: epsin
Exons: 1
Coding region: 1-1575 (524 amino acids)
Biological process (GO): actin filament organization; endocytosis
Cellular component (GO): plasma membrane; endosome; clathrin vesicle coat
Molecular function (GO): clathrin binding; phospholipid binding
Source: RefSeq, a predicted model, not a curated record
AUGUCUAAGAUAGUACGUUCAUUAAAGAAUGUUGCUGGUGGUUAUUCAUCUUCACAAGUAUUAGUUAGAAAUGCAACUUCAAAUGAUGCAACUGGUCCUACAAAAUAUGAUAUGGAAGAAAUUGCAUCAUUUACUUAUCAAACACAAACUGAAUUUAUGGAAGUUAUGGAUAUGUUGGAUCGUCGUCUUAAUGAUAAAGGUAAAAAUUGGAGACAUAUAGCAAAAUCAUUAACAGUAUUAGAUUAUUUAGUAAGAUUUGGUUCUGAAAAAUGUGUUUUAUGGGCAAAAGAUAAUAUAUAUAUUAUAAAAACUUUAAGAGAAUUUAUUCAUUUGGAUGAAUCAAAUAAUGAUCAAGGGGCAAUUAUAAGAGUUAAAGCAAAAGAAUUGGUUUCUUUAUUAAGAGAUGAUGAAAGAUUAAAACAAGAAAGAUUAUUAGCAAAACGUGGUAAAAGAAAUGGAUCAUAUGAUGAUGAUGAUGAAGAAGAUGAUUUUGGUAAUGAUCGUAGAGAUAGAAGAAGAGAUAGAAGAAGAGAAAGAAAUCGUGAUGAACCUUAUGAUGAAGAUUUACAAAGAGCAUUAGAAUUAUCAAGAGUUACAGCAGAAGAAGAUCAAAAUAGAGCAAGACAAUCAGAAAAUGAUCCAGAUUUAGAAGCAGCUAUAAAAUUAUCAUUAGAAGAAGAAGAAAUGAGAAAACAAAAAAAUAAUACUAAUUUAUUAGAUUUAAAUGAAGAACCUCAAUAUCAACAACAACCACAACAAUAUUUUGCAACAGGAUAUUAUCAACAACAACCACAACAACAAUAUUAUCAACAAGAUCCAAAUCAAUAUCAACAACAAUACGACAUGUUUGGAAAUCCAAUACAGAAUCCAAUGGAAACUGGAUUUUAUGAUCAACAAAAUUAUUAUCAACAACAACAACAACAACAGCAACAACCUCAAUAUCAACCUAAUCAAUUCACUGGAUUCAAUUAUGGACAAAAUCAACCACAAGAUCAAUUACAACCUUUGAAAACAGGUUCAAACAAUCCAUUUGCAAUAGGCAAUGACUCAAGUAAUAAUAAUAAUAAUAAACCUCAUCAACAAACAUUGAAUAAUUUAGCAGAGGAACAAUCUCAACAACCACCACCACAACAACAACAACCUCAAUUUUUCACACAACCUACAGCUCCAUUAAAACAACAAAAUACAUCAGGAUCAAGAUUUAAUGAAACUCAUGAAUUAAAUGAUUUAUUAUCUCAAGGUACAGGAUUAGAUACAUUUGGUAAUACUGGGGCUUCACGUAUUUCUCAUCAUCACACCAAGACUCAAAAUUUUAUAAAUUCAAGUGGUACAGGUUAUAAACAAACUGGUAAUGAACAACAAAGAUUAAGUUCAAAUGCUACUGGUAAUCCAUUUUUAAAUACUGGUAUUGGAUAUCAACAGCAACAACAGCAACAACAACCACCACCUGCACAACAACAAUAUCAAUUGAAUACAGCAUAUACUGGAUAUGGAUUUGGGAACGCUCAAAGCCAACCUACUCAACAAUAUCAACAACAAAGAGGUAACGAUGGACCAAGUUUAAUAGAUAUUUAA